AUGGUAUGUUACGGUGUGGUAUGUUACGGUGUGGUGUGUUACCGUAUGGUAUGUUGCGGUAUGGUGUGUUACCGUAUGGUAUUUUACCGUAUGGUAUGUUGCGGUAUGGUGUGUUACCGUAUGGUAUGUUACGGUAUGGUGUGUUACGGUAUGGUAUGUUACGGUAUGGUGUGUUACCGUAUGGUAUGUUACGGUAUGGUAUGUUACGGUAUGGUAUGUUACCGUAUGGUAUGUUACGGUGUGGUGUGUUACCGUAUGGUGUGUUACGAUAUGGUGUGUUACCGUAUGGUAUGUUACGGUAUGGUGUGUUACGUAUGGUAUGUUACCUUAUGGUAUGUUACGGUGUGGUGUUACCGUAUGGUGUGUUACGGUAUGGUAUGUUACGGUGUGGUGUGUUACCGUAUGGUAUGUUACGGUAUGGUGUGUUACCGUAUGGUGUGUCACGGUGUGGUGUGUUACCGUAUGGUGUGUUACGGUGUGGUGUGUUACCGUAUGGUAUGUUACGGUGUGGUGUGUUACCGUAUGGUGUGUUACCGUAUGGUGUGUUACGGUGUGGUAUGUUACGGUGUGGUGUGUUACGGUGUGGUGUGUUAUCGUAUGGUAUGUUACGGUAUGGUGUGUUACCGUAUGGUGUGUUACCGUAUGGUGUGUUACGGUGUGGUGUGUUACGGUGUGGUGUGUUACCGUAUGGUGUGUUACCGUAUGGUGUGUUACGGUGUGGUAUGUUACGGUGUGGUGUGUUACCGUAUGGUGUGUUACGGUAUGGUGUGUUACGGUGUGGUGUGUUACCGUAUGGUGUGUUACCGUAUGGUGUGUUACGGUGUGGUAUGUUACGGUGUGGUGUGUUACCGUAUGGUGUGUUACGGUAUGGUGUGUUACGGUGUGGUGUGUUACCGUAUGGUGUGUUACCGUAUGGUAUGUUACGGUGUGGUGUGUUACCGUAUGGUGUGUUACGGUGUGGUGUGUUACCGGAUGGUAUGUUACCGUAUGGUAUUUUACGGUGUGGUGUGUUACCGUAUGGUAUGUUACGGUAUGGUAUUUUACGGUGUGGUAUGGUAUGUUACGGUAUGGUAUUUUACGGUGUGGUACGGUAUGGUAUGUUACGGUGUGGUGUGUUACCGUAUGGUAUGUUACGGUAUGGUGUGUUACCGUAUGGUGUGUUACCGUAUGGUGUGUUACGGUGUGGUGUGUUACCGUAUGGUGUGUUACCGUAUGGUGUGUUACCGUAUGGUAUGUUACGGUAUGGUGUGUUACGGUAUGGUAUGUUACCUUAUGGUAUGUUACGGUGUGGUGUGUUACCGUAUGGUGUGUUACGGUAUGGUAUGUUACGGUAUGGUGUGUUACCGUAUGGUAUGUUACCGUAUGGUGUGUUACCGUAUGGUGUGUCACGGUGUGGUGUGUUACCGUAUGGUGUGUUACGGUGUGGUGUGUUACCGUAUGGUAUGUUACGGUGUGGUGUGUUACCGUAUGGUGUGUUACCGUAUGGUGUGUUACGGUGUGGUAUGUUACGGUGUGGUGUGUUACGGUGUGGUGUGUUAUCGUAUGGUAUGUUACGGUAUGGUGUGUUACCGUAUGGUGUGUUACCGUAUGGUGUGUUACGGUGUGGUGUGUUACGGUGUGGUGUGUUACCGUAUGGUGUGUUACGGUGUGGUGUGUUACCGUAUGGUAUGUUACGGUGUGGUGUGUUACCGUAUGGUGUGUUACCGUAUGGUGUGUUACGGUGUGGUGUGUUACCGUAUGGUGUGUUACGGUAUGGUGUGUUACGGUGUGGUAUGUUACGGUGUGGUGUGUUACCGUAUGGUGUGUUACGGUAUGGUGUGUUACGGUGUGGUGUGUUACCGUAUGGUGUGUUACCGUAUGGUAUGUUACGGUGUGGUGUGUUACCGUAUGGUGUGUUACGGUGUGGUGUGUUACCGGAUGGUAUGUUACCGUAUGGUAUUUUACGGUGUGGUGUGUUACCGUAUGGUAUGUUACGGUAUGGUAUUUUACGGUGUGGUAUGGUAUGUUACGGUAUGGUAUUUUACGGUGUGGUGUGUUACCGUGUGGUAUGUUACGGUAUGGUAUGUUACGGUGUGGUACCGUAUGGUAUGUUACGGUAUGGUGUGUUAUGGUAUGGUAUGUUACCGUAUGGUAUGUUACGGUAUGGUGUGUUACCGUAUGGUAUGUUACGGUGUGGUGUGUUACCGUAUGGUGUGUUACGGUAUGGUAUGUUACGGUGUGGUGUGUUACCGUAUGGUAUGUUACGAUAUGGUGUGUUACCGUAUGGUGUUUCACGGUGUGGUGUGUUACCGUAUGGUGUGUUACGGUGUGGUGUGUUACGGUGUGGUGUGUUACCAUAUGGUAUGUUACGGUAUGGUGUGUUACCGUAUGGUGUGUUACGGUGUGGUGUGUUACCGUAUGGUGUGUUAUCGUAUGGUGUGUUACGGUAUGGUAUGUUACGGUGUGUUGUGUUACCGUAUGGUAUGUUACCGUAUGGUAUGUUACGGUAUGGUGUGUUACCGUAUGGUGUGUUACCGUAUGGUGUGUUACGGUAUGGUGUGUUACGGUGUGGUGUGUUACCGUAUGGUGUGUUACGGUAUGGUGUGUUACCGUGUGGUGUGUUACCGUAUGGUGUGUUACCGUAUGGUAUGUUACGGUGUGGUGUGUUACCGUAUGGUAUGUUACGGUGUGGUGUGUUACCGUAUGGUGUGUUACGGUGUGGUGUGUUACCGUAUGGUAUGUUACCGUAUGGUGUGUUACCGUAUGGUAUUUUACGGUGUGGUGUGUUACCGUAUGGUGUGUUACGGUGUGGUGUGUUACCGUAUGGUAUGUUACGGUAUGGUAUUUUACGGUGUGGUGUGUUACCGUAUGGUAUGUUACCGCAUGGUGUGUUACGGUGUGGUGUGUUACCGUAUGGUAUGUUACGGUGUGGUGUGUUACCGUAUGGUGUGUUACGGUGUGGUGUGUUACCGUAUGGUAUGUUACGGUAUGGUGUGUUACCGUAUGGUGUGUUACGGUGUGGUGUGUUACCGUAUGGUAUGUUACGGUGUGGUGUGUUACCGUAUGGUAUUUUACGGUAUCCCAUACUGUUACUGA
Messenger RNA from Oncorhynchus nerka (sockeye salmon), 3075 nucleotides. RefSeq lists its product as uncharacterized. Lineage: Eukaryota; Metazoa; Chordata; Actinopteri; Salmoniformes; Salmonidae. The record is from RefSeq and is a predicted model, not a curated record.